Yarrowia lipolytica CLIB122 is the source of this 1584-nucleotide messenger RNA. RefSeq lists its product as uncharacterized. Gene Ontology annotation, molecular function: GTP binding; magnesium ion binding; GTPase activity. Gene Ontology annotation, cellular component: mitochondrion. The record is from RefSeq and is a predicted model, not a curated record. NCBI's taxonomy places the organism in Eukaryota, Fungi, Ascomycota, Dipodascomycetes, Dipodascales.
AUGCUGACCUCGAGAACUCCAGGUGUGGGCCGUCUGCGGCUUCCACUGGUGUUUUCCCGAGAUUACCACAAGAAGCGACGUCAGAUGAAGCAGAAAGAUCUCGAAAAAGAGUCGCGACAGGACGCCGUACAGCGCUUUUUUGACAAAGAUCAGAAACGGUUCGCCGUCAUGCCCUACAAGUCGCCCUACGACGCAGUCAAGUACCACGAGGCCCAGCAGGCGGUAAAGGAUGGAUCACACUUUCUGGAUGUGCGACUGGUAAAGUGCUCUGCUGGAAAGGGAGGUAAUGGACGAGUCUCGUUUGCCAGAGAAGCCAUGAUGCCCUAUGGACCUGCUGACGGAGGAGAUGGAGGAGAAGGAGGGUCAGUAUACAUCCAAGCGGUAGACUCCAUCCGAACGUUGAAGAACCUCAGUUUCAAGUAUAUGGCUGGAGCCGGAAAAGCUGGAGGAUCGUCCCAUAUGUACGGACAUCGAGGAACAGAUGUGCUUCUACAGGUGCCUGUUGGAACUGUUGUCAAGUGGUGUCCCGAUCCUAAGCGAGACGUUGAGCAGGAUCUCAUCAAGGUCGAUCCUGAGGAGGCUGCCCGAAAGUAUCCCCCACAGUUUCUUGAAAACGGAGAACCGGUACCUGAUCACAAGGAGGUUGUGGGUGUGGAAGUGGCUGAGGGAAUGUUCCACAUGAACAGAGGCUACCUGCGUCUCAACAGAGCCACUAUGGCCGAUGGAGAGGGAUGGACCUACGAGAACCCCCAGGUGGCCAACUGGUGCAAUGAUCCCAAGAAUCCUCCCGAGUUCUUCACUCGAACUAAGGAGGCCACCAAGUUCGAUGACGCUGUGCUCAGAUCCACUGAAGAGGCUACAGACGUGUUCCCCGUGGACGGUCUGGAUCUGUGUGAGCCAGGAAAGCCUCCGCAGCUGCUGCUCAAGGGAGGAGCGGGAGGAGCCGGUAACAUGAGAUACCAUCGAGACGAUAUUCGAAACCCCAAGUUUGCCAAGUUGGGCCGAUCCGGAAUUACCGCUACCUUCAUGCUGGAGCUCAAGCUUCUGGCUGAUCUGGGUCUGGUAGGACUGCCUAACGCAGGCAAGAGCACUCUUCUGGGCGCUAUUUCGCGUGCCUCGCCUCGAGUAGGCCACUGGGAGUUCACCACUCUGCAUCCCACCAUUGGUACCAUCUCUGUGGGCAUGGACAAGCCCUCAUUUACCGUGGCUGAUAUCCCUGGUAUCAUCAAGGGAGCUCGAAUCAACAAGGGUAUGGGUCUGGACUUUCUGCGGCACGUCGAGCGAUCCAAUGGUCUCGUCUUCGUCAUUGCUCUUGACAGACCGGACCCUGUUUCUGACCUCAGAGUGCUCAUUGGCGAGCUGGGCCCCGAGCGAAUGGCCGGCAAGAGUGUCUUGGUGGUGGCUACAAAGGCGGACGUGGAAGAGUCCGAACGACGAUUCAUCGAUCUUAACGCCUUUGUGUCUAACAAAAACUGGGCCAUUGUGCCUUGUUCGGCCAUGAACGCCGAAAAUGUGCAGCCCGUGAUCAAUGAGAUGGCCAAGGUGGCCGGUGUCUACGGAACUAACACUAUUUUGGAGGGAUGA